Molecule: messenger RNA, 1566 nt
Organism: Myripristis murdjan (pinecone soldierfish)
Lineage: Eukaryota; Metazoa; Chordata; Actinopteri; Holocentriformes; Holocentridae
Product: cytochrome P450 2F3-like
Exons: 9
Coding region: 1-1488 (495 amino acids)
Biological process (GO): xenobiotic metabolic process
Cellular component (GO): intracellular membrane-bounded organelle; cytoplasm
Molecular function (GO): oxidoreductase activity, acting on paired donors, with incorporation or reduction of molecular oxygen, reduced flavin or flavoprotein as one donor, and incorporation of one atom of oxygen; heme binding; iron ion binding
Source: RefSeq, a predicted model, not a curated record
AUGGAGCUCAACAGCACACUGAUCUUGGCAGGCCUUUCCUUGGUUUUGUUGUGGCUGUUUCAUAUAACUAAAAAAAUUAAAUAUCGUUUACCUCCAGGACCCACUGGUCUGCCUCUCAUAGGAAACUUAGCACAGCUGGACAGAAGAGCUCCAUACAAAACACUGCAAAAGCUCAGUGAAAGCUACGGCCCUGUGCUGACAGUGUACCUGGGCCCUCAGCGGACUGUGGUCCUGGUGGGGUAUGACGCUAUAAAGGAGGCCCUGGUGGACCAAGGAGAUGACUUCACAGGCAGAGGACCUUUUCCUUUUCUGGUUAAAGUGACCAGGGGCUAUGGUAAAACAAGAAUAUUACACAUCAGCAAUGGAGAGCGUUGGCGCCAACUGCGACGUUUCACCAUGACAACACUAAGAGACUUUGGAAUGGGACGCAAGGGGAUGGAGGAGUGGAUCCAGGGGGAGAGCAGGCACCUAGUAGGCCACAUGGAAAGCACUGAUGCCACAGCUUUUGAUCCCACCUUCGUCUUGAGCUGCACUGUGUCCAAUGUGAUCUGCUGUCUGGUAUUUGGCCAACGCUUCAACUACGAUGACAGUAACUUCCUCCGUCUUUUGAAGAUCACUGCUGAGGCCGUGAGGUUUGGUAGCAGUACCUGGGGUCAGAUGUACAACGUCUUUCCCUGGGUCAUGGACCGCCUGCCAGGUCAACACCAGGCCAUGUUUGGCAAGAUUGAUAGGAUAAGAGAAUUUAUCAUGAUGAAGAUCCAGGAGCACAAGGAGACGAUGGACCCAAGUUCCCCAAGAGACUACAUUGACUGUUUCCUCACCCGACUUAAUCAGGAAGAGGACAAUCUCACAACAGAGUUUCACUAUGACAACUUGGUGUCUACAGUGUUGAAUCUGUUCCUGGCAGGAACAGAAACCACCAGCACAACUCUCAGAUAUGCACUCAGCGUACUCAUCAAAUACCUCAACAUACAGGAGAAAAUGCAGCAGGAGAUUUGCACGGUCAUUGGAAAAGAGCGUUGCCCUAGUAUGGAGGACAGGAAGUCGCUCCCCUUCACAGAUGCCGUCAUCCAUGAGGUGCAGCGUUUCCUGGAUGUUGUGCCCUUCAGCUUCCCUCACUAUGCAUUAAAAGACAUUUCUUUUAGGGGCUAUACAAUUCCCAAGGACACAAUAAUCAUUCCACUGCUGCAUUCUCUGAUGAGAGAGGAAAAGCAGUGGGCAACUCCUUGGUCCUUCAAUCCCCAGCACUUCCUUGAUCAGAAUGGCAACUUUAAGAAAAACCCUGCAUUCUUCCCAUUCUCUGCAGGGAAGAGAUCCUGUGCUGGAGAGUCUCUGGCUCGCAUGGAAUUAUUCCUUUUCCUGGUGUCGCUGCUGCAGCGCUUCACCUUCUCCUGCCCUGGAGGCCCUGACAGUGUAGACCUCAGUCCUGAGCACAGCGGCUUCGCCAAUGUUCCCCGCACAUACAAGAUAAUCGCCACUCCCUGCUGAGCAGACCAGGAGCUCUAUCCAGAGUAUUUAUCAUGGCUAUACAAUGUAGAUUUGUUUUCUUUUUCUGGGAAGACUUGG